Messenger RNA from Phytophthora nicotianae INRA-310, 660 nucleotides. RefSeq lists its product as hypothetical. Gene Ontology annotation, molecular function: protein binding. The transcript has 2 exons. Bases 1 to 660 code for a protein of 219 amino acids. The record is from RefSeq and is a predicted model, not a curated record. NCBI's taxonomy places the organism in Eukaryota, Oomycota, Peronosporomycetes, Peronosporales, Peronosporaceae.
AUGCCACACCUUGACCCCGACCCUGCACUGAAGGCUGCCGCAGCUAAUGACCAUGCGAACGUGGUGGAUAACUUGCUGACGGAAACGCACCCUACGGGCAGAGAAGCUUUCGUCGAGGCAGUGGCACGUAACAACAUGGAAGUGGUGAAACUGUUCCUUCGAAAAGGUUACCCGGCAGAUUCAUGGUGCAUUGGUGAGGCGUUGAAUAAAGCUGCGGCAGCUGGUCAUAAGCGUAUUGUAGAACUACUACUUGAAAAGACCGACGACUGGUUUGUUGGAAAGGCACUGUGCACUGCGACGGAAGCGGGAUGCACAGAUUUCGUGGCACUUUUACUGAGUCGAUAUGAACACGAGUUCAUGUCACUGGGUGAUAGUGUGAAGACAGCAGCGUCAAACAACCACUACGAGGUCGUAGAACUCCUACUCCAGCCCAAAUUGUCUAUAAUGGAACUGCUACUGGAUAAGUAUCCCCGCCAUAUUGGUGAAGCAUUUGACAAAGCUGUAGAAGGCAGUAAAGUGAAGACGGUCAGCUUCCUGUUGGAUGGUGGGCAGGAGAAGUACACGGCUUAUCUCGGCUUUAAAAUCCGCAGAGCAAUACAAGCGAUCGCGCCAUUCCGCAGGCUCGAGAUGGCCAAACUACUUACCACCAACUGCAGCUAG